AUGCGCGGCUCCGCGGACGCCGUCGCGGUUGCUCGAGACGUGGCCUCUUCGAGCCCGUCGAAGCCCGCGUCGGCAUUGGACAUGAUGAGAUACCCGAGGCCGAGCUCAGACGGCCUCCCGCUGCCCAAUGGCAUCGGCACCGGCACCGGCACCGGCAGCAGCGGCGCGAGCAAGAAGCCUGCAACGCCUGCGCCGGCGCCGGCGCCGCUGGCCCCCAGAUCGAGCAAGGAUGACGUGGCGCCGCCGGCCGUCGCCACCGACAGCUCCCGCCUCGCGGCGUUCCUGGCCACGACGUCGCUCGAGCCCAAGCCGCGCGCUCGCGCGCCGCCGGCGCAGGCCGCGCCUACCUCGGCGCCCACCACCGCCGCCGUCGCCGUGGUGACCAAGAGCCCCGCGCGUGACCACGGCCACGGCAACGGCAACGGCAACGGCCAGCACCCCUCCUCCGACCACUCCGACCCCGCCUCGCCUCGCUCCACCGGAGCCGGCGAACUGCUGCUCCAGUGGGGACAGAACAAGCGCAUGCGGUGCCGCCGCGACUCCGCGUCCGCGUCGCCGCAGCGCGGGCAGGCGGGCGGCGGCAAGAUCCAGCGCCGCUCGUCGUCCCCGGCGGCGGACAAGCUGAUGCCGCCCCCGAGCGCGGCGCCCUACACCCGCGCGUCCAACCUCCGCUCCGCCUCUCCUCUCCAUCCGCGCUCGCGCUCCGGCUCCGGUUCCUCUGGCGGCGCCAGCGACGCGCACCACCCCCGCCCCCACCCCUCCAGAUCGGCGGAGGACCGUGGUGCUGGUGCCGCGGGGAGGUUCUCGGCGGCGGCAAGGGCCGAGAAGCAGCGUGCGGUGUCGCCGCACAAGGUGGGCCCGGGCUCCGUGAUGGGCCUGGGCGUCCCGGACCCGAAGCCGCAGCAGCAGUACAACCACAACCAGGGGGGCAGCGGCAGCGGCAGUGGCCAUCAGCACCAGCAGGCCGGCGCAGCGGCGGCGGCGUCGACGAAGCCGGCGCCGAAGCUGGAGGUGCCGCGGAUCUACACCACGCUGUCCCGGAAGGAGAAGGAGGAUGACUUCAUGGCCAUGAAGGGCACCAAGCUACCGCAGCGCCCCAAGCGGCGGCCCAAGAACGUCGAGAAGACCAUCAAUGCGAUCUGCCCCGGGAUGUGGCUGACGGAUGUGACCAGGAGCAGGUACGAGGUGCGCGAGAAGAAGUGCCCGAAGAAGGAAUUGGAUACGAGUCAGCAGCAGGGGCAUACUACGUGGGUGGUGGGACCCCGUGAUAAGACGCAGAGGAGGAUAGGGUGGAUAUGGGGUCUGGAAAUGGAAUAA
Molecule: messenger RNA, 1317 nt
Organism: Miscanthus lutarioriparius
Lineage: Eukaryota; Viridiplantae; Streptophyta; Magnoliopsida; Poales; Poaceae
Source: the annotation of a GenBank genome assembly